GGAGGAGCGGCGCCGGCAAGCGGGAAGCGGCCCAUGGGGUUCCCAUCUGUGGCUGCGCUUUGUGUCAGCGGCGGUACCGGUACCGGCAGUGUUUGUUACCUGGAUGGGAAGAGGAUACACAUGCAUGCACUGAGGAACAGGGUGUGCAGACUGUGGAGCCUGCAGAAAGGAAAGGGCCUGGCUAUCUGUGAUGUCUCCUACCUCUGAGAACAAGUAUCAUUACCUCUGUCCUACAGGAAAUUAUGGAUGUGAUUUCUGUGACCGUGCCUUGAUACCUAUUUGAUGAGAGAGCAUCAGGUGUUGAAAAAAGUAAGUUGCUUAAAGAUGGAUGCUCCCACAGAAGUUCAGCCUACAGGAGAGUUCAAAUGUCAGCUAUGUGACUUAACAGUUCCGUAUACUUACUAUGGGCAGAAGCCACCAAACACACACUCUAUUGUGCUUUUGGAAGAAUGCUAUGUCAUGAAGGAUCCUUUCACCCCUGACAAGGACAAAUUCCUCAUCCUUGGGUCUCAUUGCAGCUUGUGUAGGAGACCAGUGUGUGUUGGUACAGAAUGCAGUCUGUUCUACACCAAAAGGUUCUGCCUACCCUGUGUGAAUAAGAACCUAAAGUCCUUUCCUUUGGAAAUACAAGAAGAUAUGGAUAAAAGGAAGGCCCAAUCAAAAUCCACCCCCGGUAAAAAGAAGGAUACAAAAACAUAAAUACUGAAGGACCGAGAGAGACAGUUCUUUGGCUGGGGUUUCUCCUCCCCCCUUUUGGAGAGUAUCAUGUUGCUCCUUUUAAAGAAGUGACCUUCAUCAGCUCACUACUACAGAACACAGUAACACAUUUCCUUACAAUUGGCUUAGCUUCAAACAUCAUCAGCAGCGAUUGCAGUGCCAGCAGAACGGCCUGAAGGUGUUGAAGAGCCAGGAAGGCAGACAGACAAGCCAGUUCUCACCACCUAAAAUCCACCUGCUGUAUAGCAUAGGAGUCAUGUCCACAUUUUCACAUUUGUUAUUUUAAUGUUUAAUUUAAUUUAAAAUUUAAUUUCUUGACACUCCUACAACACUAUGAAAAUUCAAGAUAAAUUUAUCUGUCUUAAUUCAGUAUACAUCUAAGAAAGUCAGCAAGCAUAAAUUGUUAACCUAACAGUGCUGUUAAGAUUAUAGUAGGCAAGGAAUUCAAGAAUUUAUGUUUAAGUCUAGAAUGCAUCUGUUAUGAGAAAAUGUCACAGAUAUCCAUAGAAACAUCUAGGUUCUUCUUACAGCAUUAAGGCUUCUGAAGCUAGGUGCUCUUAGAAUAAGUACCAGUAUAAUUUUUCAAAAUAUUAAAAGCUUACUAAAAAAUACUGCAAGUCACUUGCACUUGCAGUCAGUCUACACUCAAUCUUCCAGGCUGUGUCAAUACAGAAAUAGAAAAAAAACCCUUAAUAUUUCUAGCUUACGCUUCACAAGUAAAGAUGACUUUGUUUUCAUUUUCACAUCAGUUAAUCUGGAAAUGGAAAAGUUCUGUUAAAAAACUCAAAUCUUUCCAGAGCUGGACAGUUAAACUGCAGCCAGAAUAGAGGUUUCAAGAGCAUAGUUUCAGUUAGAAAAGGGUAAAAAAAUUGUUAGAGAAACAGCAGGUUUUUUAGCUCAAAAAUUAGCUUCACAGUUGUCUACGUUGACUUUGUUUUAAUUACAAGAAGGAUUUAGGUGGCAUUUAUAAGAAAACACAUAAUCACACACCUUAAGGAUAUAUCUAGAAUUCUCCCUAAUCAGAUCACAUUAUUUACUCAAGUUUUGGUUGGUCACUGGAUCAGAACAUGUGGAUGCCUUGGUUAACAUCUCUCAGCUCUUCUAUCUGUGUCAUAUGUCAGCAUAUAAGCUUUAUCAUUUUAAUAAAAUGAAACAUGUUUA
Calypte anna (Anna's hummingbird) is the source of this 1878-nucleotide messenger RNA. It is a transcript of the gene CDPF1, whose product is annotated as cysteine rich DPF motif domain containing 1. NCBI's taxonomy places the organism in Eukaryota, Metazoa, Chordata, Aves, Apodiformes, Trochilidae. The record is from RefSeq and is a predicted model, not a curated record. The transcript has 5 exons. The coding region runs from base 283 to 699 and encodes 138 amino acids.